This is a messenger RNA of Cololabis saira (Pacific saury), 1489 nucleotides long. RefSeq names its product DLA class II histocompatibility antigen, DR-1 beta chain-like. Gene Ontology annotation, cellular component: membrane; MHC class II protein complex. The record is from RefSeq and is a predicted model, not a curated record. Gene Ontology annotation, molecular function: methyltransferase activity; 2-oxoglutarate-dependent dioxygenase activity; MHC class II protein complex binding. Bases 1 to 1425 code for a protein of 474 amino acids. Lineage: Eukaryota; Metazoa; Chordata; Actinopteri; Beloniformes; Belonidae. The transcript is spliced from 10 exons. Gene Ontology annotation, biological process: immune response; peptide antigen assembly with MHC class II protein complex; immunoglobulin production involved in immunoglobulin-mediated immune response.
AUGUGCAGCUCUGGAGCUCCACAGGGGACCGUGCUGUCCCCCAUCCUCUUCACUCUGUACACCGCAGACUUCUGCUACAACUCUGCAAUGUGUCACAUCCAGAAGUUCACAGAUGGCCAUCAUGGGGUGUAUCAGAGACUACGAAGAGGAGGAGCCUGUCUGCAGCUUAACACCUCAAAGACCAAGGAACUGGUCAUCGUCUUCCGGAGGGACAGACCCAGUCCUAGACCCGUUGGGGCGGAGGAUGUGGAGGUCGUGCAGACCUAUAAAUAUCUUGGGCUGUGGCUGGACAACAAGCUGGACUGGACAAGCAACACGAGGCAGCUGUACAACAAGGCCCAGAGAAGGAUGUACUUCCUGAGGAGGCAGAGAUCUUUCAAGAUCUGCAAGAAGCUCCCGGGGAUGUUUUAUCAGUCUGUGGUCGCCAGCAUCCUGAUCCUACGCUGUGGUGUGCUGGGGAUGGAGCACUUCAAAGCCAGACCUCUCCAGUGCAGGACCAACAGACUGAGGAACUCCUUCGUCCCCCGGGCUAUCAAACUGUUCAACUCCUCACUGGGGGGAAGGAGGGCCAAGAAGAACAACAAGAACAACAGAAGAACAGAUGGACUAUGGGGAGCAGCUCUCAGUCUCAGUCAGUCAGUUUGUGUCGGAGACCAGAAGAACAUGGAUUCAACCUUCAUCAGAGUCUGCCUCCUCUUCAGCACUGCAGUCUGGUUGUUUUCUCUUUCAGAUGCAUUCUUGCGUUAUUCUUUGUGGAACUGUGAGUUUAACUCCAGUAAACCGGAGAACAUCGAGUUCAUCUUCUCCAACUAUUACAACAAGUUGGAGCUCUUCAGGUUCACCAGCAGUUCAGGGAAGUUUGUUGGCUACACGGAGUUUGGAGUGAAGCAGGCGAACUACUUCAACAAUAAUCCUACGAUCAUGAGCGGGUGGAGGGCUCAGAAGGAGAGAGUCUGUGUUCACAACAUUGAUAUCUGGUACAGCAACAUUCUGGAUAAAUCAGUGGAGCCGAAGGUCAAACUGCGCUCCACGGCGCCCCCUCCUGGCCAGCACCCCGCCAUGCUGGUCUGCAGCGCCUACAACUUCUACCCCAAGAACAUCAAGAUGACCUGGUUCAGAGACGGACAGGAGGUCCAAACCUCCGUCAGCUACACUGAUGAGCUGGCAGGUGGUAACUGGUACUACCAGUACCACUCCCACCUGGAGUACACGCCCCGGUCUGGUGAGAAGAUCUCCUGUGUGGUCCACCACGUCAGCCUGAAAGAAGCUCUGAAAAUUGACUGGGAUCCGUCCAUGCCUGAGUCUAAGAGAAACAAGAUCGCCAUCGGAGCUUCAGGACUGGUCCUGGGUCUGGUCUUGUCUCUGGCUGGAUUCAUCUACUACAAGAGGAAGGCCCAAGGACGUAUUCUGGUCCCCUCUAGCUGAGCUCCGAUCCUGGUCCUGGUCCUGGUUCUGGUCCAGGUCCUGGUCCUGGUCCUGGUCCUGGUCC